GGGGCGGGGCGGGGGCGGCGGGGCCCACCAUGCUGAGCCGGCUGCAGGAGCUGCGCAGGGAGGAGGAGACGCUGCUGCGGGUCAAGGCGGCGCUGCACGACCAGCUCCGCAGGCUGCGGGUGGAGGAGCUGGCGCUGCAGUCCAUGAUCAGAUCCAGCGAGGAGAACGUCGCUGUCCCCUCCUCAGCCCUCGCAGGGGACGCUCAGCAGACUCUUGGGCAGAUGGACAACGAGGCUGCCAUCAACCAAACCGAGCUACACCUCAGCCUUCAGGGCCAUCAGGAGGAGGAGGAAGAGGAGGAAGAAUCCGAUUCUUGAGAGAGGGGGGGAAAAAAAAACCAGAGCUGGUUUUUGAUACAGACUCAGGAAUUUCUUCUGCAUUCAUUUAAAACUCACCAGGUGAUUUCCAUGUCGUGCUGUGUGUGGAUAUGAACUGUGUGAUCCGUGAGGCAGAGUCCAGGGCAGUGACACCCAGCA
Molecule: messenger RNA, 476 nt
Organism: Empidonax traillii (willow flycatcher)
Lineage: Eukaryota; Metazoa; Chordata; Aves; Passeriformes; Tyrannidae
Gene: SNAPC5
Product: small nuclear RNA activating complex polypeptide 5
Exons: 3
Coding region: 30-317 (95 amino acids)
Biological process (GO): transcription by RNA polymerase II; transcription initiation at RNA polymerase III promoter
Cellular component (GO): nucleus
Source: RefSeq, a predicted model, not a curated record